Hyaloperonospora brassicae is the source of this 966-nucleotide messenger RNA. NCBI's taxonomy places the organism in Eukaryota, Oomycota, Peronosporomycetes, Peronosporales, Peronosporaceae. The record is from the annotation of a GenBank genome assembly.
AUGUCUAAAAGUCACGACGUGCAGCUUUGGGAUCGAAAGAGGGAGGAGUCGAAGCUUUCGGGUUCGACCGUUUCGGGGCUUUACGUGUACCCAAUAAAGUCGUGUGGUGGGGUCUCCAUACAAGCGACGCAAUUGACAGCGAAAGGUUUGCUGCAUGAUCGAGAAUGGGCGAUCAUUGACGGAACGAGGAACAAAGUGGUGACACAGAGGAGAUAUCCGAAACUAGCGCUGGUGCACCCGAAAGUGCUGCCUCGUUUGGAUGCGGUGGAGGCAGAGGCGAUUGUACUGAUCGCCAAGGGAAUGUCCGAGCUGAUUGUACCGGUACAACAAGCUGGUGACGGCAGCAUUGUGAGAAACGUGGCCAUUUGGGCGGAUACAGUGGAGGCAGUGGACCAGGGAGACGCAGCAGCAACGUGGCUAGACUCUUUUCUUGGAGAAGAGCCGGACUGCAGCUUUCGUCUAGUGAAGGCGAAAGAGGGGUUCACGCGGUAUACGAAACCGGAAUAUGCGCUGGGGCAUUCGACAAACUUUGCCGAUGCAUUUCCGUUCCUCCUCGCACUGGAGGAAUCGCUUGAAGAGUUCAACACAAUGCUCGACAAUCCCGUUCCUAUGAAUCGGUUCCGUCCCAAUAUUGUCGUACGAGGGAGUCCGGCGUUCGCAGACGAGCAUUGGGAUUCUAUCGCCAUCAACGGCAUGCUGUUUCGCAAUGUGCGCCCUUGCUCGCGUUGUGGUAUGCCGAGUGUCAACCAAGCAACAGGUGAAGUCCAUUUGGAGCGUGAGCCAUCUCGUACUAUCGUGCGUGAGCGCAACGGUGCUCGCUUGGGUUUCACAAACGGCAAAAAGUGCGAAGGGUAUUUUGGCUCGAACUUGGUGCUGGAGUCGGAGGAUAUGCGCUCGAUAGCGUCUCAGUUGGCAGUUGGCGUACCUGUCAAGGUGCUCACUCUCAAAAGUGAGGUAGUUGCCUAG